GAUCAUGACCUUCAGCCUGAAAUUCAUCUGCCCCGGACUCCUCCUGAUCAUCUUCUGCUACUCCCUGUACUCUUACCGACCCCCUAACUAUGGUGACUACAUCUACCCUACCUGGGCCACGGGACUUGGAUGGAUGAUAUCCUUUGGUUCAAUCUUUCCUUUGCCUGUUGUCUUCAUCUGGACGGUGUACAAAACAGAGGGAAAUUCAAUCAGAGAGAAAUUAAAGAAGUCGCUGGAACCUAACAUUCACUGGGUAUUAUCUUCGUCGCCUGAAAACACCAUGGAAUUAAUGUUCUAAAUUCAACACAUUUAAACUCCUUUCAUAUUACACAGGGAAUAUCAUAGUUUGGUGGUUUCAUGUUACAACACUUGCUGGAAACGAUGGAUUUCCGUAGUUGCCACAUCAUGAAAGGACUCAAACACCAUCUCCUCAUCUUCACAUUUUGUUUAUAUUUAUAAGUCCCUCUCUUUAAUCUAACGUGUAUGUUUAGUAACCAGUAACAACACUCAACAA
This is a messenger RNA of Haliotis rubra (blacklip abalone), 514 nucleotides long. RefSeq names its product sodium- and chloride-dependent glycine transporter 1-like. The coding region runs from base 5 to 298 and encodes 97 amino acids. The record is from RefSeq and is a predicted model, not a curated record. The transcript has 3 exons. Gene Ontology annotation, cellular component: membrane. NCBI's taxonomy places the organism in Eukaryota, Metazoa, Mollusca, Gastropoda, Lepetellida, Haliotidae. Gene Ontology annotation, biological process: sodium ion transmembrane transport.